CAUAGCAGAAGAGACCAAAUUCAUUUUCUCUCAGGAAAUGCAUUGUUGAAAUCAAGAAGACAGAACAGAAGGCCCGGUUAUCAAGAGAAUGUUUCCUUCUUGAGAUGGCUUGACUGCCUUCAUGGCUCCUAAACCACGAUUGUAUUAUCCGGACUCGAGCUCCUUGUGAUUCAGUCUCGGUUUUCACGUAUCUACCAGUAUCAGAUUCAUUCUCUUUUGUGGUAGCAAAUUUUUGGAUCUGAAACAAUGAGCUUUUAAAAAUUCUAGUCAACAAAUAGUGUCUGCAAGAAGGCUAUGCCUUCAUCCUUGCCGGUUUUUCCUACCCAUCUUUAGGAGAAAUAUUUCAAAUUUUCUGAUCCUUUCCAAGUUUCAUCAGUAAAGGAACCGAUGACAAACCCUAUGUCCUCUCAGGCACCUCCACUAGUUCCUGAUAGUCAGACUGUCGGGCACUUGUUUUCAUCAUCUAGAGGGCUACCUCAUAGUAUGACUCUAGCUUCAGUUUCAUCACGUGAAAGGAAUUAUGGAAAAUUUCCACUGAUUUCUCAGUCAUCAAGUGGUGGGGACUCUUUUCCUCAAUUGUUAAGGAGUGGAUCAUCUCUGCCAACAAAUCGUGCUUCCCGAACAGAAAUGCAGUCUAGAGCAUUAAUUAAUCGCCCUGAGGAAGGCAAGGAUAUAUCCUGGAGUAUUGACUCACUUCAGGAUUUUCUGGAUCUCCCUGAAAAUAUUCCCGUUCAGACUGUUCAAAUGGAGAGCAGUAAAGGUGCUGUGGCAUCCGAGGACCAUUCUAAGAGAACUGAUUGGCAAGAGUGGGCAGAUCAAUUGAUUUCUGCUGAUGAUACACUGGAACAAAAUUGGAGUGAACUUCUUUGCGAGUUCAAUGCCCAAGAACCAAAACCAAAGAUGCCACCUUCGUGCUCUUUGAGUCAUCAAGCUGAAGUUCAUAAACAUCAGACUGUUUCAUCUGGAGAAUUUUCAGCCAUUGCGAACCCAUUGUCCAAUGCACCGUCAAAUAAGCAACGAAUGCGUUGGACCCCAGAGCUUCAUGAAUCAUUUGUGGAAGCUGUCAACCAGCUUGGUGGUAGUGAGCGAGCUACUCCAAAAGGUGUCCUGAAGCUUAUGAAUGUUGAAGGUUUGACUAUCUAUCAUGUGAAAAGCCAUUUACAGAAAUAUAGAACUGCCAGAUUUAAACCGGAGUCAUCAGAAGGAUCUUCCGAGAAAAAAUCAAUUCCUUUGGACGACGUGAAAUCUCUCGACUUGAAAACGAGCAUGUCAAUUACUGAAGCACUGCGAUUGCAGAUGGAAGUCCAGAAGCAACUACAUGAACAGCUAGAGGUAUGUGUUGCUUUCCUAGCUAUCGAUGUCUAUUUCAGUUAUGUAUAAGAAUUGAGUAUUUAAUGAAAUAUGGGUGCAGGAAUCCAUUUUAACAUGCUUAUAUUUGUUGUUGUUAAAAUUCUUAUCUUUAGAGCUUUUACUUAAUUGUUCCUGUUAUCCUAGUAACGGUCCAUGAGAUUUAUCUAUCUUCUGUGUAAACCAUGCUAUAUUCACCGAGAGUUAUUUAUUUGUCAUUUCUAACUCAAUGAAAUGAUACUUCAAGCUUUUGCAGCUCCAUGUUCAAGUUUCUUUUUCUCAACCUUUCCCAUAGUUCAUUUCUUUUGAUGUUAGGGGAAAAUGCUAAACCAGUUCAGGUUGACUCAAUGAAACUUAUUGAACCAACAAUUACAAAUUAUUUUCCUCAUAUUCCUCUAUAAUUAUCCAACUUAAAUUUUGAUAACAAGAUUUUGGGCAUCUAGAUUUCCUUUGUUAUACCUUUUUCUCUUUUCAUCCUUCUACUUGGAACUUAAUAGAAUAGCAUGCAGGAAUUUGAACUCCUUUUGCUUCCUAGAAAAGGUUUAGUGGGACUACUAUAGUAUAAAGAUAAAUAGUUCAACCGUUGACACUGAUUUGAUCCACUUGCCUUAUGUCCUGAUGCUUGUGGUGUAAUUUAUGUUGUAGUUAAUUUCUGUCGUGAUGAACCAGAUUUCGUCAACCUUAACUUCAGCGUUGUUUUCUUAUUAUUGUAUCUUCAAACUGUAUUCUUGGAGAUGCAAUGAUAUUAACUCUCCUCCGGCUGAACACAGUGUUAGGAAAUUCCUUGCUUGUGUUUUCAGUAAUUUGAACCUUUAUUAUCCAUCUGCUUACCUUUGUUUACAGCUCUAAUACCUGUUCCCUUUUCUACCUCCUCAACUUCUUUGUUAAACUCUUCAUUUCUUGCGUCUUCUUCCUUUAGUUUCCCCUUAGAUGGUAUAGCAAGCAAAACUCCACAGGUUUACUUCAGGGCUUUGAAGGUUUCCAUGGAAAAAUUAAAGUAAGAUUGGCCUAACUUAACAAGGAUUGUUUCUCGACAAAUAAAAAUAAUUUACGAAGGAACAAAAUAUGAUGUUUUCAGUAGAAGGAAAAAUCAUAAUUGCAAGGUUGUUCAUUUCUAACCGAAUCCGGUCAGAAGAGU
Molecule: messenger RNA, 2485 nt
Organism: Carica papaya (papaya)
Lineage: Eukaryota; Viridiplantae; Streptophyta; Magnoliopsida; Brassicales; Caricaceae
Source: RefSeq, a predicted model, not a curated record